Messenger RNA from Hemiscyllium ocellatum (epaulette shark), 1929 nucleotides. It is a transcript of the gene med7, whose product is annotated as mediator complex subunit 7. The transcript is spliced from 2 exons. Bases 97 to 786 code for a protein of 229 amino acids. Gene Ontology annotation, cellular component: mediator complex. Gene Ontology annotation, molecular function: transcription coregulator activity. Gene Ontology annotation, biological process: regulation of transcription by RNA polymerase II. The record is from RefSeq and is a predicted model, not a curated record. Lineage: Eukaryota; Metazoa; Chordata; Chondrichthyes; Orectolobiformes; Hemiscylliidae.
CCAAUGGGGAGCUGUCCAUUGCAGGUGCUUUAGCCAAUCGGAGCGGCCCGGCGCCUGGAGACGCUGUUCGGCGGCGUUCCAGUUCUAUUGAGUGCAAUGGGUGAGCCACAGCAGGUGAGUGCAUUGCCUCUGCCUCCUGCGCAGUACUACAAGGAGUACACAGAUGACAAUGUCCGUAAAGGCUUUGCUCCGAAGCCACCGCCUCCCAUCAGGGACAGCUACACUAUGUUUGGUAACCAGUUCCAGUGCGAUGACUUGAUCAUUCGUCCGUUGGAGGGCCAGGGCAUUGAGAGGCUCCACCCCUCGCAGUUCGACCACAAGAAAGAGCUCAAGAAACUCAACAUGUCCAUUCUGGUGAACUUCCUGGACCUGUUGGACAUUCUGAUCAAAAGCCCUGGGAGCAUCAAACGGGAGGAGAAACUGGAGGACCUGAAGCUCCUGUUUGUUCACAUGCAUCACCUGAUCAACGAGUACCGCCCCCACCAGGCCCGGGAGACACUGCGCGUGAUGAUGGAGGUGCAGAAGAGGCAGCGCCUGGAGACGGCCGAGCGCUUCCAAAAGCAUCUGGACCGGGUGAUGGAGCUGAUCCAGAGCAGCCUCUCCUCGCUUCCCGAUGACCUGCCUGAGGCUGGGGACAUCAUGGCCAAGGUGAAGGUUGAACCCCUCGACACGGACGAGUGCAUCGGCUGCGGGCAAGCAGAAACCCAGAUAGACUCCUCAUCCAAGAGUGAAGAAGUUAGUGAUAAAGACGCAGCCAUGUGUGCCAUCAUUGAUGAUAUGACAUAGACACUUCAGCUGUGAAUACAGCCAGACCGCUUCAGAGGAGACUGGUGUUAAUAUGAUUUUGGUAUCGUGCAAGUGGGUGUGAUAAAUUGUCAAUCUAGAUCCUCCCCUUCAACUAUAGUAGGCAGACAGACUGAGGACUGUGCCUGGAGAGGCCUUGAGAAGCUGCAGCUAUUAGUGCUGGUAAUUUCCAUUUGUGCAUUGACAAAGGAGUUUGCAUUAAUGUGGUUUCCUUUACAAUCUGGGUACCCAGCUCUGCUUUGCCUUCCGUGAACUCUUUGUGAAGUGUAACACAGACAAUCCCACAUCUUUCCCUAUUCCCCUGCCUUUGGAGAUAUCCCUCACUCCCCAUUCCUGACUCCGAGUCCACUCAUGGCAAGUACUGAGAAGCCACAUCAAGGGAUCAUCUUCUGUGGUUUUUAUUUUUGUCCGGCGAUGGUUCAAGAAUACGGCACGUUGUGCCCCCAGCAGUUCGGUAUCCCGUGGAGUGAAUACACUGGCUGACGGUACUUUGGAUUUGAGAGUUAAAAUUCAUUUAUCUUCAUUCAUUUCUCCCUCUUAUUCAUUUACCUUGCCUCAGCACCUCUGACCCAAGUCUAAACCCCUUCCCUUCUCCCAAGAAAGCAUGUUUCUUGUUCUAGAACCUACAGUAGUAACCACUUCAGUGAUCUCCUGUUCAAAGAUAACUCGGGAGUGAUUAAUGGGAAUGGAGACUGGACUGAACAACUUAAGGAAGCAGUCUGGAUGCUCCAGAUGUCUUAGGCAAUUGAGGUGACAUUUAUAACCUGAAGUAUGUUCCCUGCACCUUCACAGUGACAGAAAUUGUACAGGUUUCCCUAGUAUCCUGAAUUGUAAUGUUUGUCCAUUGUCUUUAAAGUCCUGCUGCACCAGCACAGACACUGAAUCCUGGAGUCUGAUUCACGUUCUGUUCUUCAGGUGCAGGAUUGAAGGUUUCUAUUGACUAACUGAAUAGGGCAUUGGGUUUGAAAUUAAACUGGAACAGAUCGAGACAAAAGGUAUAUAUGUUGACCUGGAGAAUGUCUCUGUGAUUUAUGCUGAUAGUAGUAGAAAAACUAUCAAAUGGCAGAAGUUGAUACUUUAAUGUAUUCUUAAGUGAAACAUUUCCGUCUCAAAAUAAAGUCUUUG